This is a messenger RNA of Daphnia magna, 1145 nucleotides long. Its product is annotated as reelin domain-containing protein 1. Gene Ontology annotation, molecular function: oxidoreductase activity, acting on metal ions. The transcript is spliced from 3 exons. The record is from RefSeq and is a predicted model, not a curated record. NCBI's taxonomy places the organism in Eukaryota, Metazoa, Arthropoda, Branchiopoda, Diplostraca, Daphniidae. The coding region runs from base 116 to 601 and encodes 161 amino acids.
CGUCCUCUGAUGAUCGUCAGUCGUGCCUCAACCAGCAUCGCUAAAAGAAUUCCGGCAGCUGUUCUUCCAACAGUUUUUUUCGUUUGCUUUUCGUUCAAAACUCGAAAUAAACAGGAUGGCAAUCAAGGCAAUCUGCACGUUGGUCACUUUGUUCUUUAUUUUUGAAAAUUGCCGCGCUUUCCCCAACGGUGGACCCAUCGACGCCUGUGUCAAAGCCCAACCCAAUCGACCGAAUCACGGCGGAACUCAACCGCAACCUGAAAAUACUAACCCAUUCAUCGUUGAAGCUUCAAAUGAUUACUACCGACCAGGCGACAAGAUCACAGUGACUAUUCGUGGACCCAAGUCUGCCUUCAAGGGAUUCUUCUUCCAAGGACGCGACCCCAAGACCCAAGAGUGGAUUGGAGUUUUCGAGACAAAUCCCGACGCCAAAUCGUACGCUGAAUGCUCGGCCUCCACUCACACAGACAACGAUCCCAAGAAAUCGGUCACGCUUUUGUGGCACGCACCUGACGCCACUGGCUCCGUCUACUUCGUGGGUACCGUGCUCGAGAAUUACAGGACAUACUGGUCGGACGUUGUUGCCCGCGUUCCUCAAUAAUCAUAAAAUUUUGAAAACCUGUUUCGUUCUCGUUUUCUCUCCGUCUCAACUCUCCACAAAAAGAAAAAAAACUCUCACUUUCUCCUCUAAAAUAAUCAGAACGACAGACAAGGACACACUCGCCCAUUUUUUUUUCUAUAGCCUUCCUCUUAAACUUUCUUUCACAAGAUGGACUGAUUGCAAGUCAUUCUCACUCCCCGUGAAACUCAAAAAAAAAAAAGACUGCAAUAGUUUCAUCAACUAUCCUUUUCCAAUUCUCGGACCAGAAGCAGAGCUUCUAUAUAUUACAUUCACCAACCUGGAUGAUUUAACUAUCAGAGACUUUAAAAAAAAUAAUAAAUUUAAGAUCAUUUCCUUGUGGAGCGAUUGUGUCCUUCUGUUAUGACAGGUGAUGCUCAUAAAACACAAACGUUUGCGCCCAAAACACUCUUGUUUCGACCUUUUCUUUUCUUUUGUAAUUUCACAGCGCACGAUGUGUAUUUGUAAUAACAAAAUGUUUAUAUAGAAACUCCACGAGAAGAAAAUUAAACAAUCCAAUAUAUGA